Messenger RNA from Patiria miniata (bat star), 1372 nucleotides. RefSeq names its product di-N-acetylchitobiase-like. The coding region runs from base 84 to 1250 and encodes 388 amino acids. Gene Ontology annotation, molecular function: chitin binding; chitinase activity. Gene Ontology annotation, cellular component: extracellular region. The transcript is spliced from 7 exons. Gene Ontology annotation, biological process: chitin catabolic process; carbohydrate metabolic process. NCBI's taxonomy places the organism in Eukaryota, Metazoa, Echinodermata, Asteroidea, Valvatida, Asterinidae. The record is from RefSeq and is a predicted model, not a curated record.
ACCUGACACGGCACGUGACACAACGCCAGGUCGGUAUUUUGAGCGUGUUUAUAUUAAAACACGGAAGUUCCUGGUAAAAUCGCAUGUGCAAAUACAAAAAAAUUGCAAUAAGAGAAAUGGAGAAGUUUGUCCAAGUUCUUCUGUUCUUCCUUCUCUUCGUGCAGGGAUGGUGUUUGAUCGCAGAAAGCCGUUUCAAGUCACCGAACGGAGACUGUCCGUGUUCAGCUCCUGCGCUAUGCAAUGUGAUCAAAACGCCGCCGCGAAAAGAGGUGUUUGCAUUCUGGUUGGGUGGACCACACUGGAUGAAGUAUGAUUGGACCAAACUGACCACAGUCGUGAUGUUCGGACACUACGAUGCAGACCUGAUGUGCUAUGCACAUUCUCAAGGCGUCAGGGUCACACUUCUAGGCGAUUUUCCUGUGGCCAAUCUGACCAGCAUCGCUGACCGCAGUGCCUGGGUGAUGGCACAGGUUGACCGCGCCAUCAAGGGUCACAUGGACGGGAUCAAUCUGGACAUUGAGUAUCCGCUCAAUGCCAGUCAGGCCAAGUACUUGACGACACUCGUCGGUGAAACCACCAAAGCUUUCCAUAUCUCCAUCCCAGGAUCUCAGGUUACAUUUGAUGUUGCCUGGUCGCCUAACUGCACCGACGGCCGUUGCUAUGACUACAAAGGCCUUGCCGAUGCCUGUGACUUUCUCUUUGUGAUGUCGUACGAUGAGCAGAGCCAGAUUUAUGGAGAUUGCAUUGCCAUGGCAAACUCGCCCUACAACAAAACAGCCACAGGUGUUGAAGGCUACCUUAAGCUGGGCAUACCUGCUAAUCAAUUAGUCCUGGGCGUGCCUUGGUAUGGAUACAACUACAACUGCACCAACCUUGAUAAUAAGACCAACGUGUGCUCCAUUCCUCAUGUCCCAUUCCGCGGUGUGAAUUGCAGUGAUGCUGCAGGCAGACAGUUCAACUAUGCUGUCGUCAUUAAAUUGCUGGACAAUAACUCUACCAGCGGGCGGCUGUACAACACAACCUACCAGGCUCCCUACUUCAACUAUGUGGAUGCAGCCACGAAGGUUAUCCACCAAGUGUGGUAUGACGAUCCUGUGAGCCUGACCACGCGCUACAAGUACGCCCAGCAGAUGAAACUCCGUGGGGUAGGGAUGUGGAACGCUGACAGUCUCGAUUACAGCGAUGACCCGAAGGCUGAGAAGCUUACCAAAGCAAUGUGGGAUGCAAUUGGGAAGUACUUCUUGCCUUAGCCCUGAUUUUGAUGCAGAAAAGCUUUAGAUGUGCUCUUUUUUUUUCAUUCAAUACAGGGUGAGUAAAAAAAGACGAACCCCAAAUGUUGGAACCAUUGUUUUAGUGAAGUUCUGCAUGUAGC